GAAUUGGGUUCUUCGAUAACGAGCAUGACAGCAGCAGCAAGGUGCGCUCCAGGGCUUGCGUCCACCUCUUACAAAUUCCCUUCCGUAUUGCGGCACAAAGCGCACCGUGAUUCCCGUUGUUUCUCAUCUACGUCUCGACGAGCAGCCCACUUGCGCAAUCAUUAUGCGACCCUUGGAGUUCCAAUCACUGCGACGAAGGCUCAAAUAAAGACACACUUCUACCAGCUUAGCAAGAAGUACCAUCCCGAUGUCACUCAAGACGAUGCGUCACGGGGAAAAUUCCACGCAGUGAGUGAAGCCUACGCAGUGCUUGGGGACGAUCGAAAGCGGCGAGAGUAUGACCGUAGUCUACGCCACUCAUCACCGUCACAACCAUUCCCUCAGCACCCACAAGCGACCACAACGCGUCCUUCUCGUCAAACAGGAUCACGCAAUGCGUGGCAGAAUAAUCCACGUCACCAUCAGCACCCCAAUUCUAGUCACGCACAUGACCCAAACGCAGCUCAUGACCAUCCAUGGGAGCGUGCUCGUGCUGGCAAAUAUUCGUAUUAUCAACCGCCCCCUGGCGCCCAUUCGCGCACGUCUUAUACGUGGUCGCAUACAAAUCCAUUUUCCAGCCCACACGUCCAACGAGCGACCGGUCGCAUGUCUGCAGGUCCGCCACCAGGGACAGGUCCGUCUAGUGGUGGCAGUGAAGAGACGGCUAAGGGAGAACCACGACCGGAGAGAACACAGACGGACGAGGACAUAGCUGCAGCGGAGAGUGUCGUAGGGCGUGUGAUUGCGGUGUCUGGACUAUUGACUUUCAUAUUAGUGAUAGCCCAGAUUGCUGGUGCACCUUGGGGCAGUGCGCAUGCAUGAAUGCAUUAUCUAGAACUGCCUCAUAGUCCAUGGCCCGUUAGAGGACGUCCUAUUGCUACAGUCAUUGUUCCGCAAAUAUUAGAUACAUCAAUACCUGUCACCCCGUCUACUCCACCUUCUGAGUCCUUCAGCGGGUAUUAUACUUCGUGAGCCACCCAUAAUCAGGUAUCAGUAACCUGUGA
This is a messenger RNA of Suillus paluster, 1043 nucleotides long. RefSeq lists its product as uncharacterized. Lineage: Eukaryota; Fungi; Basidiomycota; Agaricomycetes; Boletales; Suillaceae. The transcript has 4 exons. The record is from RefSeq and is a predicted model, not a curated record. Bases 25 to 861 code for a protein of 278 amino acids.